Molecule: messenger RNA, 294 nt
Organism: Penicillium subrubescens
Lineage: Eukaryota; Fungi; Ascomycota; Eurotiomycetes; Eurotiales; Aspergillaceae
Exons: 1
Coding region: 1-294 (97 amino acids)
Source: RefSeq, a predicted model, not a curated record
AUGCUUCAAAUCCUCCGUCGCAAUGCCAAUCUGGCCAGUGCAAUCGCUGUUCUUGUAGAGGCGAAGCACGCAGUAUUUGAUCCAAGUCGGGUUACUCCCGUCGAUGGUUGUGCCCGUGCCACAGGCUGCCUGGCUACAGCCACGAUUCUCGGUACUAUCGGCCUGGCCGGCGCAGGUUUGGAAAAUUCAGGCGUUUGUCAUGGGGAGGAGGGUGAUGAGGGUAGCCAUAGUAGCACUGCUGACCUUCAUUUUGAAGAUUCUGAGAAGUCUCAAGGAAAGAGGAAGUGGUUUUGA